AUGUCUAAAUCAUCAUAAAUUCCUCCAGAAGUAAAAGCAUAUAUUGAUCAAUACAAAAUGGAGGAUGUUAUUAAAGAUGCAGUGAAUACAAUCCUUUCUUAAAAGCCAGCUGAUCCAUAUACAACAUUUUCACAAUAUUUUGGAAAAGUAACUGAUUAUAAUAAACACAGUUAUCAACCCCUGUUAUUGAAUUAGAAGAUAUUUCAGGUUUAGAAAUGUUAAAUAAUGAGCUUAAGACAAGCAUUCAAUUGAUUUUCACUGUCUAAUUCAAGAAUCAAAAAUUAUAAUAUAAAUCUCCAUUAUAGUUUUCAUAAUCUUAUCCAGAAUAAGAAAUAUUUUAGUAAUAUAUAGUGUUAAUUUAAGUGAUGAUGAAUAAAAAAAUAUGAAAUAAGCAAUCUAAGAGAUAGAAAAGGUUUCUCAUUAAUUAAAAGGAAUGAAAUCAAAGGAAUAAAAGGAAGUUGAUGAGAUAUUAAUUAAAUAUCUUAGUGAACAUCCAGUAUAAAAUCUAAUCUAUUGUAGAAUCGUAUUAACGUUAUUCAAUAAAUUUCAUUUAGUUUACUUCCCUUACAUGCUCACUUUAUGAAUUAAAGAUUAUCCUAAUUGCUUCGUUAGUAAUUUAAUACUUAAGAAAUUAAAACUCCUAAGCUCUUUGUGAAUUUGCUUUAGGGUAGCAAAGUAGUUGCUUCUAAGUGCAAAAUCUAUAAGUUUUUAUUAAUAUGUGAAGGAGAAGGGGCACUGUAAAAAAUUUAGAAUGUUGUUAAUAAUGUCAAAAAAACUAUUAUUUCAGGCAAGAAAGGAGAAGCAGGUCUUCAAUUCUAUUAAGAUGGUACUUUUAUAUGUCCCGGAGAUACCAUUCCAGAUAAUUUAAAGAUAAUUGAAUAAGCAAUAGAGGCAGCUUAAUUGAAGGAUCAGGUUUAACUAGGUUUAGUUUGGUUGGCCGAAUUAUUUUAUGUUCCUGAAGAAAAGAAAUAUGACUUAGAUAAUCCAAAGAAAUUAUUAGAUGCAGAUUAAUUAAUAGAUUAUUAUUUCAAAUUGUGUUAAGAAAAACCAAUUAUAGUAUAUUUAGAAGAUCCUAUUCACCACACUGAUAUUGUCGGAUGGACAAAAAUUACUAAUAAAUUUAAAGAUACUAAAGUUAAAUUAGGGAGUAGGAGAUUAUAUUCAAAUUUCGAUAAAGCAAAGAAGCAUUGCGAAAUAUUGAGUCAAUAAACCAAUCCAGAAUUAAGUGAAUAAUAGAUAACCCAGAUGAAUAAUGAAAGAAUACAUCUUGAUUAUAUGUAUAAACCUCUCUAUGAAUACAGUACAUUUACAGAAUUAUAUAAUCAUUUAAGCUAUUUAAUUUCCAAAGUAACUUUAUUUAUAAUAUUAGAAAUCUUCCUUGCAAAUAAUUAUUGGGGAUUCUCUAGUUGAUACUGAAGACUCAUAUUUCGUUGAUGUUGCUGUAAAUAUUUGUAAUAAAUUAGUUUUCACUUCCAAAUUCUAAUAUUAAUAUUGGACCUCCCCUUAAAUAUGAAAAAAUUAUUAAAUACAAUAAGUUUCUUAAAUUAUGCCAUGAAAGUGAUUGA
Molecule: messenger RNA, 1565 nt
Organism: Paramecium octaurelia
Lineage: Eukaryota; Ciliophora; Oligohymenophorea; Peniculida; Parameciidae
Source: the annotation of a GenBank genome assembly